UCUGGAUAAUGGCGAAGAUGGUGAGAAGAACAUGUGCGUUUUGUUCAAAGGGGGCAGCUGGUUCUGUAAUGUAUAUCGCCCAAGAGCAAGAUAUUGCAGCUCAUCAGGACUGUCUGUUGUUUUCCUCAGGAUUUGUGGAAUCUGAAGAGUAUAACCCAGAAAAUCUGGAUGUAAGGUUUGAUGUGGCAUCAGUAUUGAAAGAGCUUAGGAGAGGAAAGAGACUGGUGUGCAGCUUCUGUCGCAAGAAGGGAGCCACAGUGGGCUGUGAGGAGCGAGCCUGCCGCAGGAGUUACCACUACUUCUGUGCCCUCUGUGAUGACGCAGCGAUAGAAACAGACGAAGUACAUGGAGUCUACCGAGUGUUCUGCUCAAAACAUGACCCAGGCAAUAGGACCCGUUGCUAUGGUUCAGCUAAUAAGAGGAGAAGACGUACGCUGCCAUCUCCCACCAUCGUGGAAGAACUGAGGACAGAAGAGACAGCAGAAGAUGACCAUUUGCGAACACUAAAAAGGAAAAACAACAGGCAUAAAGUACAAAUAGACUUUCUCAGGAAAUGCAAACAAGCUGGGCUUCUGGAUGACAUAUUCGAAGAAAUGCUGGACACACUUCACCUGGCGCAGGAAAAACUGAUGGAUGACAAUACUUCAGAAACAGAGUAUGAAGAAACAGUAAUAUCACUGUUUGACUGUGGACUGUUUGAAAAUAUACUGACAAAUAUUCACUCAGGAACAGAAGAAAAAAUCCGGGAGCUUCUGGAAAGCAGAAAAAGACUGGAUAACAAGAUUGAGCUAUUGCAGGACAUAAAAGAAGUUGUCCUUCCUACCCCAGAGAACACUGCCAGUACAUCUAGUACAGCAUCUGAAUAA
This is a messenger RNA of Acanthisitta chloris (rifleman), 866 nucleotides long. RefSeq names its product PHD finger protein 11 (gene PHF11). The record is from RefSeq and is a predicted model, not a curated record. Gene Ontology annotation, molecular function: histone binding; histone deacetylase binding. The transcript is spliced from 9 exons. Gene Ontology annotation, cellular component: nucleus. NCBI's taxonomy places the organism in Eukaryota, Metazoa, Chordata, Aves, Passeriformes, Acanthisittidae. The coding region runs from base 9 to 866 and encodes 285 amino acids.